CCAAAAUCCAAACUGACUCAAGACAGAGAGAAGUCCGCUCACCGUGAAAGACACAACAGUGGACGCCACUCCUGCUGUGUGAGGAAGACUGUCUUCAGGGUUAUUGUGUAUGAGGGAUUCAGAUAGUAUAAGUCUGUGCUGAGAGAUACUGCACUCCACAACUGAAGGACAAAGCCAGAAGAUGAGAUACAGCCCGGUGAUAGCCUCUCUUCUCUGCUUCACCACAUGGAUGAGCAUGGUCCAUGCAAGCAUUGGACCGAUGGCCGGCUGUUGUUACAGGAGGUCUAACACUCGGGUCCCACUUGAAAAAAUUGUGGAUUACACCAGUCAGUCUGAAGGCCUCUGUCCAAUCACAGCCGUAGUGUUCAAGACAAAACUUGGAAGGAGGAUUUGCUCCGACCCUGACAGUGACUGGGCAGUAAAAGCCAUUCGGAAGGUGGACAAGGAGAAAGAAACAAAAGCAUUGCAAGAGAAAGGACUGAAUGAAGAAUCAACAAGCAUCCUCCCACCGGCAGUGUCCAAUGCCCCAAAAAAAGCCCGACGGAAGGGAUCCAGAAAUACGAAGAGACGCCAGAAGAAGAAGUCCAGGCGUGGGAAGACGGUGCAGAAAAAAUGCAUGUGAAGAACCACGAGACCAUUCAAAGCUACCACAGUCACAGUAUAUUGUAUGAACAGUAAACCUACCUGAAAUAAAAGCAGCUUUUUCUACAUCUAUUAAAUAUCCAAUAACUAUUUAUAUAUUACAUAUAUGUUUUAUUAUACCUUGUUGUCAUAAAAGUGUAUAUGUCUUUCAAAAGAGCCUAAUUUUCUACCUUUUCCAGUCAGUUGCAAUAAAGUCUUCUUAAGC
Molecule: messenger RNA, 847 nt
Organism: Etheostoma cragini (Arkansas darter)
Lineage: Eukaryota; Metazoa; Chordata; Actinopteri; Perciformes; Percidae
Product: eotaxin-like
Exons: 4
Coding region: 182-622 (146 amino acids)
Biological process (GO): chemokine-mediated signaling pathway; immune response; cellular response to interleukin-1
Cellular component (GO): extracellular region
Molecular function (GO): chemokine activity; CCR chemokine receptor binding
Source: RefSeq, a predicted model, not a curated record